GUGUGGAAGGAGAGGAUGGGGUUAAUUGGCUGGGUGUCCCUUGGCGGGAAGUUUCGGUGCAGAGGGUUGAGUGGUGUUAUUCCGAAGGGCAGGCGCCCGCUGCUGCGGGUGAAGGGAGGACGCCCACCGAGUCUGGGCGAUGGGGGGACCCCCCACCCACCCACCUCGGCGCAGCGGGCCGCGGACCGCUCACCGCAGUCGGCGAGGGGUGGAGAGGACUGAGGAGCGUCCGGGGCGCGGGCGGCGGAGGGGACUGCCGCGUUAUCUUUACGUCGCGCGGUGGCACACGGCGCGGUUUGGUCUGGGUACCUCUCGGCCGGAUUUGCCCCCGGAGCUCCCCGAGACAGCGGCCAGAAACCACCCAGAGGUUUUGGGCUCGAGUUCUUUAUGUUUGGGGGUUUUUUUGGUUUACGUUGUUUCUCCACCUUAAGAUACUACCUUGGUGUGCAUGAGAUAAUGAAGAAAUAAGUGGCUGUGGAGGUUCGAAACGCUCGCGGGCGCUGUGGGUGCGCUCAGGGCAGAUAAAGCCGCGCAUUUGCAUUGCAGGGCCGCGGGCGGCCUGACUGCGGCUGCCGCGGGCCCAUUAUUUAUUGCGGCCGAGCCCGGGCGGCUCGCUGCUGCCACGCUGUGGCCAUCUCUGGGACCGACGCCAGCCGCAGCCCCGCGUCGUGCAGCCUGGCGCGACUGCUGCUCGGGCCCCUCACAGAUUCCCAAGCAGGCCGAGCAGAGGGGGGCGAGGGAGGACCCGAGGGGCGGUCUCCCAGGGCCCUACUGGCCGGGAACCUCCCCCGCCUUGGCCACCUGACAGGAGCUGGACGCCCGACUACACUCGGGUUCCCCCUCCCCCCCUGCACCAUGGAGACUGGUUGCACAGGCCGCCUGGCACGUCAUGGCUGCUUCAGUCCAAACUGCGCGUCCCAAGGCGCCCUGGGGGCGCAGGCUGGUUCGGGGAACGCAGCGCUUUGGGAUUUCGAAAUCACAGAGACCACUGGUAGUCCUGAGGCCUGCAGGCCUGGCCCUAAGGAGGACUGGCUAUGGCAAGGAAGGCGGGCUUUGGCUCCAGGCGAGACCCGGUGACAGGAGCAGGCCACACCUGUGUGCUGUGGGCUCCGGUCUGGGCUAGAGAUCAGGGCUGAGGAGAUGGCCUUCAAGGUCCCCCCAACACCGGCAGGGCGCCCUCCAGGCUGGCAGAGGUCGAGGAGCUCAGUGGGCAGCCCAGGGAAGGGGCGGCUUGUGGGGGCCUGCUCCCCAUCCUGUCCCCUUUUUGAAGAGAAGCUGAAAGGUAAGUGGACUUUCUGUGUGGCUGUGACCGAGAAGAGAGCGCCCUGGUGACCAUUCUCGCCAUCCCAGGAAAGGACCCCUCCACUGUCUGCGGUUCAUAUUCUUGCCUGAGUGUUCUCUCUGUGUGUGUAUAUAUAUAUGUGUGUGUGUGUGUGCGUGUGCGUGUGUAUUCGCUGGUUGGAGAAAUAAAUUUGGGUGGCUGCCAACAUGAUAUUUACCAGCCUUGGCUAACAUGCAUAGAUUUAUAUUUAAUAUAUUUUCCACCUUAUUACCUAUAGAAACUAGAAAUAUAAUUUUUUUGGCUCUUAGCUGAGAACUCAAAUUAUCUUGUUGACUGGGACUAUUAGGAGAUUGAGAAUCCAGGUCAAAAUAUCACAAAUAAUAAUAACAGCAGUAAACUGCCACCAACCCCAACAGUGUGUGUGACGUGGAGGAAGGAAGCAGAAAUUAUAAAUGUAACCAUUUGUUAAUAUCUCCAAACGGUUUUGCGUCUUAUGUGAUAACUUGCUUGAAACCACUGUCAUCUCAUGGUCUUGUGUAAGAAACGAUAACUUGACAUGAUUUUCUUGUGAUGUAGCUUUUGAAAAAUAAUUCCCAUGAAAUGUUUUGACUCUUGAGUUUUUAUUUUCUUCUAUCAGAUCCUUUCCCUGAAGAAAUGCCAGGGAAAUACAAAAUUCUACCCUUUCCUGCCAGGACCAUUUUCAUAAAUGCAGAGGAGAAACUUUCUCUGUUGGGUUGACUGGGGCACAACCAGAAGGCUUCUAGGUACAGCCCCCAGGGUGGGAGCAGCCGCCUUCAAAGCUGUACCCUAGGCUCCGUGCACCUAGCUGACCUCGGCCCAGUUCUUUUCCAUUUUCUGUUCCUUUUGGGGGAAGUGAGUGAGGGCGAGGGUGGGGAAUCGAAAAGCAAGGAAGAGAUGAACAAAACCACUUCCAGAUUCCUAGGGGGGCAUGGCCACCCCCACAAGUCCUGAACCCUAUUCUCUGUAUUUGCCAGAGUUUUACAGAGGUUAUAAACACCCUCUGGAAAUUCAACCAAAUCAUAUAAAUAGUCUUUCUUCAGUCUUCACAGAAUUGAGGAUUUUAAAGCUAAUUCAAGGGGUUUUGCAAUCCCCCCAAAUACAGUCGUAAAGAUGCCCUUGGAAAGAUAUCACAUUUUACAAAAUGAGAUUGAUCCUUGCGCCGUGAAAGUCGACUCUCUCGAAGGCACACCUCUCAGGCAAGAGAGAGCAGCCCAGGGGGCAGGCUUUUCCUGUCCUGUUUGGGGAAGGCCGGGCCCAGGACUGCGAUCAAAGCAAUUCAGACGAUUCCUGGAGCUGGUGAAACAACUGGUCCCCGUUCUGGAGCGACUGUCCCGGGCAGGCCCCUGACCAGUCCCAGACGAGGCAGAAAAGAGGACACAGUCCAAGACGGGGCCCGGCAUGGGGCGCCCCAGACACUAAGCACAUCAAUUAUCCCGCGGACUUGGGCCCAGGCGAACUGCCCUCUAUGGCCGGGUGGGUCAGAGACCCCGAUGCGUCCGCACCUCUGGAAUAAGAGAGAUUCUCCGUGUGGAUCUGUCUCAGUUCUGAGAGGUCCAGGGGGUGGAGGGAGAUUCCCCAGGCUCUGCACGAUGGGAGCAGGUCCCGCGGCUGGCUUCAGAGCUUAGUCUCAAGGCCACUCUGUCGGUCCCUUUCCUGUAGAAACCAGCGGUUUCUGGUCUAUCAGUUCCUGGUUUCAAAGGCGGAACGGGGAUGCACAGCUUGCGGAGGUGGAGGUGCUUUGAGGCCAGACAAUCGCUGGCCAUUGGAGCGGAGGGAGUCGGGACUCAGAUCUGUUGUGCGUGGGAGGAGGGGCCGGCGGGGCAGGAGAGUACCUUCGGCGGAGUCCCGGGUAGCUCCAGGUGAGCCUUCCGCCUUCAGCGGCUGGCAGGCCUAGGCGCUCGGUGGGAGUGGGGAAGGAGCAAAGGAGGGGAUGCGCCAAUUCCUGAGGCGCAGGAGUGCGGAGCAAGGAGCUCAGGCCUGGUGUCUCAGAACCCUCCUCCAGCUCCAGAACCGCACCCACGGGUAGAGCAGUGCAGGGGGAGGGGCGAACUCUGGGCCCUGCCAGGAGGGCAGGACAGAGAGCAAAGCCGUCCCUGUCACCGCCCCUCUGGGCGCAGGGCUGUCAGGUUUCCUGUUUGGAGAGAAAACCCAGCAAAAUCCGACAGGGCAAAAAGGGGCGGAGGAACGAGCGGGCCCGGUGGGGCCUGGCAGCGGCCCGGGAGCGCUGCCCCAACCCCGGCCUGAUCCCCACACUCCCGUCCGGGCAGUGCCCGCCGCUGGCGUUCGGAAAGGGAGACGGGCCGGCCGGCUGUGCGCGCCCAUUAAUCUGCUGGGCGGGCGGCGGGCGGGCGGGCUGGGGGCUGUUUGUAACUUUGCUGCCUCGGUCGCCGUGGUCCCCGGGGAGCGGGCUCCGGCGCUCGCUCCCAUUGGCCGCCGCCGCGUCAGCUGGUGCGAUUUGCUGCUGUCGCUUUUGGCGUUCGGCCAUCCAGAAACAAACCAGUUCGAUGACUACUAAUAGUUAUAGCCAGAUGUACUAAUACACAACAAAUCACAGUCCUGCAGAGGGGCGCGCAAAUGAGUUCUUAUUUUGUGAAUCCCACUUUCCCCGGGAGCCUGCCCAGCGGCCAGGACUCCUUCUUGGGCCAGCUGCCCCUCUACCCGGCCGGCUAUGACGCGCUGAGGCCCUUCCCGGCUUCGUACGGGGCGUCGAGCCUCCCGGACAAGACGUACACCUCACCUUGUUUCUACCAACAGUCCAACUCGGUCCUGGCCUGCAACCGGGCGUCCUACGAGUACGGGGCCUCGUGUUUCUAUUCUGAUAAGGACCUCAGUGGCGCCUCGCCCUCGGGCAGUGGCAAGCAGAGGGGCCCCGGGGACUACCUGCACUUUCCUCCCGAAGCACAGUACAAACCCGACAGCAGCAGCGUGCCGGGCAAAGCCCUGCACGACGAAGGCACCGACCGGAAGUACACGAGCCCCGUUUACCCCUGGAUGCAGCGGAUGAACUCCUGCGCUGGUGCUGUGUACGGGAGCCACGGGCGCCGAGGCCGCCAGACCUACACGCGCUACCAGACGCUGGAGCUGGAGAAGGAAUUUCACUUCAACCGCUACCUGACCCGGCGCCGCCGCAUCGAGAUCGCCAACGCGCUCUGCCUCACCGAGCGCCAGAUCAAGAUCUGGUUCCAGAACCGCCGCAUGAAGUGGAAAAAGGAAAAUAAACUCAUCAAUUCCACACAGCCCAGCGGGGAGGAAGCUGAGGCAAAGGCGGGCGAGUAGACGCCUGGGCAGGGACCAGGCCAGUACCGCAACCUCCCUCGGCUUUGCCCCUACUCGCUUGCUCCCCAACUUUUCUCCUCGCCUGCUACCCUUUGGGGGGCUUACGCAGCUUCAGGGGAGCUCGGAGCUUUGCAAACGCCCGAGCACUUAUUUUUUACAAAAGAAAAAAAAAAAAAAGACACACAGCCAACCCCAGGGAAGGAGCGGGGCGCGCUGCACACACAGCCCUGCACUCCAAGGCUGCCCAAGCCCUCUCCGGAUCCCAGGGCGAGCCCCGGAUUCGUCCCCGGCUCCUGUGCUAGAGCCUCUGCGUGCCUCUGAGCUCGGGACGCGGGGUUGCUGGAGAGGGAAGAACCCAAGGACCAAGCCGCUUUUGGUGUCUGGGCGUUUCGACCUCGGUUCCUCGCCACCAAGUCCCGAAGGGCACCACCACAUCAACUCCAACCACUGCAAAGAGGGGACCUAAAGCUUGGGGCCCUAGCACUGCGGUGGCCUCCCAGGCCGCCCCCUGCCAGGAAGAAGCUUGAGGAACAAAGGGGGCCCCGAGAGAGCCUAGUCUCUCGGCCCCGCGAGCAACCAUCCGUGGAAGAGAAGCAAACAGCCUCAGCCGAGCACAGUCAACCUGGGCACGGGCGGAACUUCACAGCCUGGGAGCGACUGGGCUCCCGAAAGCUCUAGGCUCCGGAUUCCAGCUCCCCGUCUCCGACAGUGCUGGCGCUGCCACCAUAGCAGCUUUCAGGACCUAAGAAGGGGGUCCAGGGCCAUGGGAGCGGCACGAAUCACGGUUUCCAAGCGUGCCAGGGGCGCCUGCUAUGCCGGGCCUCCAGCGGGGAAACCCUCCCAUGCCUUUCGCCUAUAUUUGUGAUUUACUUUCAUCUUUCAGAUCCCAGGAAA
This is a messenger RNA of Artibeus jamaicensis (Jamaican fruit-eating bat), 5473 nucleotides long. It is a transcript of the gene HOXA6, whose product is annotated as homeobox A6. Bases 3878 to 4579 code for a protein of 233 amino acids. The record is from RefSeq and is a predicted model, not a curated record. The transcript has 2 exons. NCBI's taxonomy places the organism in Eukaryota, Metazoa, Chordata, Mammalia, Chiroptera, Phyllostomidae. Gene Ontology annotation, biological process: regulation of transcription by RNA polymerase II; anterior/posterior pattern specification. Gene Ontology annotation, cellular component: nucleus. Gene Ontology annotation, molecular function: DNA-binding transcription factor activity, RNA polymerase II-specific; RNA polymerase II cis-regulatory region sequence-specific DNA binding.